Lodderomyces parapsilosis is the source of this 408-nucleotide messenger RNA. RefSeq lists its product as uncharacterized. The record is from RefSeq and is a predicted model, not a curated record. The transcript has a single exon. NCBI's taxonomy places the organism in Eukaryota, Fungi, Ascomycota, Pichiomycetes, Serinales, Debaryomycetaceae. Bases 1 to 408 code for a protein of 135 amino acids.
AUGAUCAGUCUACAGCUCACGAAAUUCAUCAACCCAUGUGUAACAUUACUUACCACCAGACCACUAAUUACAUCAUCCAUAACUCAAGCAUCCUCGUCAUCCUCAGCAUCCUCGUCAUCCUUGCCAUUGAAAUCAUCAAAAUCGCGAUCUAAACCCAAACCCGCCAGCAACAACAUUCCAUCCCUUGAAGAGUUCCUAUUUCAACAACGAGUCAAACGAGUUUACCGAGCAGUACUUCGACAACUUUACAAGCACCACGAACGUGAUGAUUUAGUCAGAUUUAUCCGCGAUGAAUUCAAAAUCAAUGCCAAUGAACGUGAUUUGAAUCAUCGGAAAUAUCUAUUGAGUUUGGGCGUUAGUCAAAUUGCUUCAAUGAGUGCUAGUUUAGGGCUAAAAGUGGAUUUGUAG